GAGUGGCUUUCAGAUAGUAAGAAAGAGAUACUUUAAGGAAUGGAGUUGGCUCACAGCUUACUACUUAAUGAAGACAUCUACAGCCAGUUGGGUGAAGUUCAGAAGGCAGAGUUUAUUUUUGAGUGGCUGAGGUACUUGGAAAAACUUCUACCAGCUACAAGUCGGGCUGAUAUAAGGGAAAAACAGAACAAACUGAUUGAACAACUGACAUCUUUAUUAACCAGCUCACCAGGACCUCCUGCUAGACAGCUCAUUGCCAAGAACCUUACUAUAAUUUAUAGCUCUGGCGACACCUUUUCUGUUCAUCAGACAAUUGACAAAUGUAAUGAGCUUAUUCGCAGUAAAGAUGAUUCACCAAGCUAUCUACCCACAAAACUUGCAGCAGUGGUUUGUCUGGGCUAUUUGUACAAAAAACUCGGAAGAAUUUUGGGCAACAGUUUUGUGGAUACCAUAGGGAAUGUGCUCAAAGCAAUGAAGAAUGCAGAGUCUCAAGGACGGUAUGAGAUCAUGCUAAGUUUGCAAAAUAUAUUGAAAGGUCUGGGAGUUGCUGCAGUUCCAUGUCAUAGAGAUAUUUACAAAGCUGCCCGCUCAUGCUUAACAGAUAGAUCGAUGGCAGUUCGCUGUGCUGCUGCAAAGUGUCUUCUUGAACUUCAGAGUGAAGCAACUUUUAUGUGGAGUACAGAACUGGACAGUGUUGUAACUCUGUGCUUUAAGUCCUUUGAAGGGUCCAAUUAUGAUGUACGAAUUGCUGUUUCUAAGCUUUUAGGCAAUGUGUUGGUUAGUGCUGUAACAUCAAAACAAGGUACAGCAUCGGCCAAACAAAAUAUUCGCAAAAUUUCAUUUGAGGAAGCGUUGGAAUUGCUGGGGACAGGCUUCCUGCGUGGGAGUUCAGGAUUUCUACGAGCCAGUGGUGAUAUACUAAAAGGGACCAGUUCAGUCAGCAGGGAUGUUAGAGUUGGAGUCACACAGGCAUAUGUGGUAUUUAUCUCCACACUAGGAGGUCUGUGGCUUGAAAGGAAUUUCUCAGCCUUGCUUUCCCGUCUUCUAGACCUAGUCGCUCAGUCUCACUCUAAAGCUAUUCAGAGUCAGAUGGAUGUGAUCUGUAGCCGCCGGUGUAUUUCCUUUAUCCUCCGAGCUACUGUAGGAGGCCUUCUUGGGGAGAAAGCUCAAAUUGCAACUGCCAAGGAGAUCUGUCAAACCAUCUGGAAGCUGAAGAAAGUUGUGGACGCUGCAAUUAGUGACUCCAAUGUGGAAACCCGUGUUGGUACUACAGAUGUAAUCGGAAGCCAGCAUAUGCUUAUAUGUGCCCUAGAAGAACUUGGAAACCUCAUGCAUGGCUUAGGCACUACAGCUGCACCAGUGCUGCAAGAUUCUAGUACAGGGGUCUUGGAUGCAGUAAUUUCCAUUAUUCUCCACCCCAGCAUUUCAGUUCAGCUAGCGGCAGCGUGGUGCUUACGCUGCAUUGCUGUAGCAUUGCCUUGCCUUCUCACUCCACUUCUAGAUCGCUGUAUAGAGAGACUUACAGCACUGAAAUCUUCCCCAGAAGCAGUGACUGGUUAUAGCUUUGCUAUUGCUGCUUUGCUGGGAGCAGUAAGGCAGUGUCCUUUGGGAAUUCCUCAUUGCAAAGGAAAGGUCAUCAUGACAGUAGCUGAGGAUUUGUUGCGUUCUGCAUCACAGAAUAGUCGGAUUUCAGUACAACGAAUGCAAUCUGGAUGGCUGCUGAUAGCUGCCUUAAUGACGCUAGGUCCUGCAGUUGUCCAGUACCAUCUCCCAAGAAUGCUGUUACUAUGGAAGUGUGUGUUCCCAUUGUCUCCUAAAGAUUUAGAAACAGAGAAGAGUCGGGGUGAUUCUUUUACCUGGCAAGUGACACUGGAAGGCCGCGCAGGUGCUCUCUGUGCUAUCAAAAGCUUGAUUGUCCAUUGUGGGGGUCUGCUUACCGAUGAAGUCAUUCAGAGUCUGCUACCUCCCCUCCCAUGUGCUGUUGAUUUACUGACCCAGCUUCCUUUAUUAAAUAAAACCUAUGGCAAUCCAUUAAAACCAUCAUCAGUGACAUAUAGGAAAAGACUGUAUGAAUUGCUUACGUUGCUACCUCCCAAGACUUAUGAAGGAUGUUUCUUUGCUCUUCUCAAAGAACUAGUGCCUGAUUUGACUCAGCCUGAUAAUCAGAUGUCAGCUUCUGCUUCUUACCUUCCAUCUCUCUGUCACCAGAAUGAACUCACGUUACUUGGUCCCCUCCUACAAGAAACAGAGCAGAGAUUUAUUGAAGAGCAGCUGCUGUUAGUUAACAGUAUAGCUGGAGGAAGUCUGGAGUAUGACCCAUAUUCAGUUUAUGAGAAAGCUUCAGAAGGUGAUUCAGUGCCUAAACCGCUACCUCCUAUGUUAUCCAUUAUCAAUGCAGCAACCCGUCUCUUUGGAGUAAUAUUUUCCCAUGUAGCAGAGUUACAAAGGCUGCAAGUAUUAGAACAGUUAAUGGCAUCCAUAAAACAAGCCAAAGGAUCACGGCAGCAGAUAGUACAACAAAAUGUUGUAUCUGUCUUUUCUAACUUUCUGAAGCACUUGGCUAAUUGCAAAGGUGAUUUAGGUUCUGAAGAAAUCCAAAAGUGUGCUCUGGCUUUACUGAUGAAUGCCUUGGAAAGUAGUAAUCCACCUUUAAGGUGUUCUGCUGCAGAAUCCCUAGCCAGACUUGCACAGGUAGUUCCUGACAGUGCCUUCACUGCUGGAUUGGCACAAAUUAGCUUUGACAAGCUAAAAUCUGCUAGGGAUGUUAUAUCAAGAGCAGGACAUUCUUUGGCUCUGGGAUCUCUCUAUAGAUAUCUAGGAGGCAUAAACUCUACUCAGCACUUGAAUGCCUGUGUUGGAAUACUUUACACACUAUCUCAGGACAGCACUUCACCUGAAGUACAGACCUGGGCACUGCAUUCCUUGUCACUGGUCAUUGAUUCUGCUGGCCCUCUGUAUCACAUGCAUGUAGAACCUACCCUCUCUCUUGUUCUCAUGUUGUUGUUGACUGUGCCUCCUGCUUAUGCUGAAGUCCAUCAAAGCCUUGGUCGCUGUUUAAAUGCACUUAUCACCACAUUGGGUCCUGAGUUGCAAGGCGGCAGCACUACAGUAUCAGCAUUAAGGGCAUCCUGUCUCCUGGGCUGUGCAGUGAUGCAAGACAAUCCUGAUUAUCUUGUGCAAGCUCACGCCAUCUCAUGCCUUCAGCAACUUCAUAUGUUUGCUCCACGUCAUGUAAACUUAUCUAGCCUCGUAAAGUGCUUAUGUGAGAUCUUGUUGGAAAAUUCUGUGUUGGUGAAUCUCUCUAGUUCAUAUCUGUUGUUGAGGCGAGCAGUCCUAGCUUGUUUGCGGCAGCUUGUGCAGAGAGAGGCAGCCGAAGUAUCUGAGCAUGCUGUUUCCCUUGCUAAAGACAACAGAGAAGACUUUAAUCCAGACAUUAACAUCAGAGAAGUAGGACUUGAAGGAGCAUUGCUGAUUUUACUGGACAAAGAACUGGAUCCCAAACUGUGCCAAGAUAUCAGAGGAACUUUGAUCCAUAUGCUCACAACCAUGGCUGUUGAAAAACUCUCUUUCUGGUUGAAGCUGUGCAAAGAUGUUCUAGCUGCCUCUACUGAUUUCACAACUGUGGCUUCAGUGGAUACCACCCAAGAAGAAGAAGGAGCUCAAGGAGAUGACGACUUAGUAUUCGCCUUGGAAAAUGAUGAAAAAUCACACCCAUUCCCCCAUCCACGAUGGUCUACUAGAGUUUUUGCCGCAGAAUGUGUUUGUAAAAUAAUCAGCCAAUGUGAGAAUGCGGGCGAUGUUCACUUUGACAUAGCGUUGGCACAAGAAAUGAAGCAAAGGGAUUCAAGAGAUGAUUUUCUAGUGUUGCAUUUAGCAGACUUGAUCCGCAUGGCUUUUAUGGCUGCCACUGAUCACAGUGACCGGCUUCGUCUUUCUGGCCUUCAGAUGCUGCUAAUUCUUGUUCGAAAGUUUGCAGCUGUACCAGAGCCAGAGUUUCCUGGUCAUGUAAUUCUGGAGCAAUAUCAAGCAAACGUUGGUGCUGCACUAAGACCAGCUUUUGCUCCAGAAACGCCUCCUGAUGUAACAGCAAAAGCAUGUCAGGUUUGCAGUGCCUGGAUAGCAAGUGGUGUAGUAAGUGACCUUAAUGACCUUCAGAGGGUUCAUCAAUUACUUGUAAUGUCCUUGAACAAAAUACAGAUUGGAAAAGAAGCACAAAAUCAACUGUACAAUGAAGGGACUUCAACUAUGGAGAUACUCGCUGUUUUAAAAGCUUGGUCAGAGGUAUACAUUGCUGCAGUUCAAAGACAGAAGAAACAAAGUGACAUCAAGAGGUCUCCUUUGGUCAUAAACACCACAGACAACAGCUCUAGAGGUCAUGCACCUUCAGCAGAUGAACUCUUAGAGCUAGUCCAAGCAGAUCUGGGGAAUUUGAGCAAACUCUGGCUGGCUGCCCUCCAGGAUUUUGCUCUCUUAACUUUGCCACCAGAAUAUGUCUCUCAGCUACCUGCUGAAGGCGGUGCUUUUUAUACUGCAGAGACAAUGGAAAAUUCAAGGCCACACUAUCAAAACUCCUGGGCUCUGAUUCUCCAUGCUACAGCAUUGUGGCUCACCAGCACAGGUUUCCUUGUAGGUGAUUCUGAUGAGGGUCUAACUAAUCUCUCGCGGCCUGUAACCCCAACUACUAUGUGUCAAGAUUCUACAUCCAGAGCUGCAGUAAAAUCACCUGAGGAUGUGAAUACUGACAGAUUUCAUCUUGUCUUGGGAAUUAGUGUGGAAUUCCUCUGUUCUCCUCGGUCAGAUGCUGCAAUGGAAAAUAUUACUGCUUGUCUACAUGCUCUCCAAGUGCUGCUUGAUGUUCCUUGGCCAAGGUCCAAGAUAGGUGGUGAUCAGGAGCUGAGUGUUGAGCUGCUGAAUGUUCUGCAUCGACUUAUAGUGACCAGAGAAUCCCCCGAUAUUCAACUUGCUGCUCUAGAAGUUGUCUGGCAAAUUCUUUUUGCAGCUCAGGAACAUGUCAAGGAAAAACGGAGAAGUGCAGAAGUGGAUGAUGGAGCUGAAGAAAAGGAAACAUUGCCAGAGUUUGGAGAAGGCAAAGACACAGGAGGCUUGAUUCCUGGAAAGUCCUUAGUCUUUGCAACGCUUGAGAUGUGUGUGUGCAUUCUUGUUAGGCAGUUGCCUCAGCUUAACCCUAAAAUAACAGGUAGUCCUGGAAUUACAGCUGGAAAACCUCAGUUGUUAUCAGAGAAUGGAAGUAAACUGGUAUCAGCAGCAUUAGCUAUCCUCUCGGAUGUUCCUGCAGUCUGCUCACCAGAAGGAAGCAUUGCUGUUCUUCCUACUAUCUUGUAUCUGAUUAUUGGAGUCCUUAGAGAGACUGCUGUGAAAUUACCCAGUCGCCAGUUAUCCUUGACUGCAGCUGCAUCAUUGCAAGCUCUUAAAGGAGUUCUGUCUUCUCCCAUGGCUCGGGCAGAGAAGAGCCGGACCGCUUGGAAUGAAUUACUCCGUAGUGCUUUGGUUACUAUUCUUGACUUUUGGGAUUCAGAAGGUCCUCAUCAAGAAUUGGAUGAAGGAAGUCUGCUUACUGCAAUUACAAUAUUUAUUUUGUCUACAAGUCCAGAAGUAACUACCAUGGAGUGCCUUCAGAUGUCUUGCACUGAAAAAUUUAAAUUAGCACUGGAAUCAAAAGAUCCUAUUGUACAGCUUAAAUGUUACCAGCUGCUUCUUACCAUCUUUCAGUAUCCGAACCCAGCUAUCUCAUAUCCUUACAUUCACUCAUUAGUAUCAUCAAUUGUGGGCAAACUGCAAGAAGCAGAGAAAUCUAAACCUGAGAAUGCUGCUGAACUCCAAGUUAUUCAGGAAGGAAUAAAAGUGGUGGCUGCUGUUAUAGCUGUUGCCAAGGAAGAACAUCGUACUGACCUAGUGGCUUGUUUUCUACCCAUGCUGAUUUCAUUUCUCUUGGAUGAGAAUGCCCUUGGAUCAGCCACAAGUUCAGCACGGAAUCUACACGAGUUUGCUUUGCAGUAUCUGAUGCAGAUUGGCCCACAGUAUUCCUCAGUCUUUAAAAAACUAAUGGCUUCUUCUCCACCAAUGAAGGCGAGGCUUGAAUUGGCUGUGAAGGGCAAUCAGGAAAGCAUCAAAGACAAGGCAACAUCUAAGCAUGCAAAGACUCCUGGGAAAAGUUCAAGUAUUCAAUUAAAGACCAACUUUCUGUGAAUUUUUUUAAUCCUAAGCACUUUGAUAACACUAGAAUAAGUCCCUUUCCAUUUCUCACUGUUUUCAUUAUGGAAGAUUUGUUUCCAACAUCACCAUUUUGCAAACUGGCACAUUAUGCCACCACUUCCGAGGAGUAUAUGCAUGUACUUGUGCUUGCAUACUAACUGAUCAGAUGGUUGGCUCCCCUAUUGUGCUUAAAGCCAAGGGUAUUCAGUGUGGAAAGUAGAAUGCAGCACCUAUUUGCAUUCAUAGUUCACAGUCCAGAAGAGAUGCCUCUUGCUUGAGUAGGACAUACACUUUUAUUUUUAAAAAGAAAACAGAACUAUAAUGUUACCUUCUCCAUUUUUCUUUCUCAACACACAAUAAUGUUGUGAGUAAAAUGCAACAAAAUUAGAUGUGUAAACUCUCAAACAGUAUUACAUUAUUUAUGUGACACUUGGAUGGUAGCACAAAUGAAUGGAAAGAAAAUAAUGCCAAUCAUCCACCAGCACAUGUGUGCCCAGAACCAUAUGUACAUCUGGCUUUCUUGCUUUUGGUGUAGCUGCUCUCAGUGUGCAAAUAGAGCAGUGUCAAGAUUAGCACGAGAGCUGCCCCAGAAAAAAUCUGAAAGAAUUGUUCAGUGCAUAUUCAUUGUUGGCUCCCAUGGAGUGCGAUGAAUGCCAUGAAAAUUCUCCCUUUCUCUUAUUGCAGUUAAUGGCACAGAAUGUAUAACUAGCUGCACUGAGAGCACUGCAAGGAUACAUGGCAUGGUUUUUCCAUUCCAAGGGACACCUGAGU
Gekko japonicus is the source of this 6984-nucleotide messenger RNA. RefSeq names its product HEAT repeat containing 5A (gene HEATR5A). Lineage: Eukaryota; Metazoa; Chordata; Lepidosauria; Squamata; Gekkonidae. The transcript has 36 exons. Gene Ontology annotation, cellular component: Golgi apparatus; endocytic vesicle; membrane. The record is from RefSeq and is a predicted model, not a curated record. Gene Ontology annotation, biological process: intracellular protein localization; endocytosis; retrograde transport, endosome to Golgi. Bases 40 to 6207 code for a protein of 2055 amino acids.